UGCAGCCGCGCCGGGGUUCCCAUGGAGACGCCCUGCGUCCUCUGAUGAGUGCCCUCUUAUCGGCGACAGUUGCCAUCGCGAUUGGUGCCGCCCUCCUCGCAGCGCUCCCGAGCUCGGUCGCUUUGCGGGCGACUGUCCCCUCCUGCACACCCCGCACGCACCGCUGGCUAACGGGGGGCGCAGAUUGCUGGGAGAAGAUCCAAAGCAGUGAGUGAGGGAUCUCUAAUCUCGACCUGUCAUCUGCUGCCAUGGACCGAAGGUGCCGUCUCGUGCUUCACUCCAUUACUCCCAAGUGUUCUGGUUCCCAGCUGAGCAGCUCUGUGCAGAACAGCCAUUUUGAGCUACACACUCACCAUCUAUUGUUUUCCUCCAGAGGGAUCCCUGAAUACAUUGCACAGAUAGCCCAUCGAAGAUGUAGGUGAGGAAGAGGUGCUUUCCCCCUCUGCCUUGGAAUCGAAUGUCUCUGUCACAGACCAGGGCAUUUCUCUAAGGAAAUGGAUACAUCUUCCCAAAAAUACCCAGUCAAAAAGCGAGUGAAAAUUCAUCCCAACACAGUAACAGUGAAAUACACCUCUCAUUAUCCCCAGCCAGGAGAAGAGGGAUGUGAGGAUGUUAAUGAAGAUACUGGAGUAUUUAUGGAGGAUAAUCCUAAGAGAAGAUUGCUGAGUGAUGGGAAAAAGAGAGAAAACACUUUUUUUGGUACAAUAGACACCAAGCCAGCACAACUGCCAAAACCUGAUGAGGCUGGAGAAUCCCAGCAGUUUCCUGAAGGAAAUGUACUGCAGUCCAGGAAAACGUGGGCAGUCCUUUUUGGGUCUGCCGUGGCUCAUGGCUGUGUGGCUCUGAUCACAAGGUUAAUUUCUGACCGUUCCAAGGUGCCAUCUCUGGAGCUGAUUUUCAUCCGCUCGGUGCUGCAGGUGCUGUCCCUCAUUGCUGUGUGCUACCACCACGAGCCUCCCUUCGGCCCCAAAGGCUACAGGCUCCGGCUCUUCCUCUAUGGGGUCUGCAACGUCAUCUCCAUCACCUGUGCCUACACCUCCUUCUCCAUAGUGCCCCCCAGCAAUGGGACCAUCAUGUGGAGGGCCACCACCACGGUGUUCAGUGCCAUUCUGGCUUUUCUACUCAUAGAUGAAGGAAUGGCUUAUAUAGACGUGCUCACUGUCAUGGGCAGUGUGUGCGGGGUGUGUCUGGUCAUGAUCCCCAACAUUGUUAAGGAGGAAAACUCUUUGCUGAGCACCUGGAAAGAAGCUUUUGGCUAUACCAUGACUGUCAUGGCUGGUCUGACCACUGCCCUCUCCAUGAUAAUCUACAGGUCCAUCAAAGACAACAUCAGCAUGUGGACAGCGCUGUUCACUUUCAGCUGGACGGGAACAGUGUGGGGAGUGUCCACCAUGUUCCUGCUCCAGGAGCCAAUCGUCCCACUGGAUGGGGAAACCUGGAGCUAUCUCCUUGCCAUCUGCCUGUGCUCCACUGCAGCCUUCCUGGGCGUCUACCAUGCCCUGGGCAAGUUCCACCCCGCUCUGGUGAGCACUGUGCAGCACCUGGAGAUCGUCAUUGCCAUGGUCCUGCAGCUGCUCGUGCUGCACAGCUUCCCAGGUACUUGUGAUCUAGUCGGGGCAAUGCUUAUUUUGGUGAGUGUUUUUUUCCUUGCGUGUUAUAAGCUUUCCUGGAAGGAAUUAAGGCGGCAAGAUUAUCAGGAGAUUGUGGAUUUGCCCAGUAAAUGAAUGUCUGUUUUCAAUGUCUCAUUCUGGCUGUGACCAUGUGGAAGUGACUCCUUUCAAUUCCUGUGUCCAAGCCUGGUGGCCAGGCCCUCUCUCUACCAUUUCACUUCUCAGCUGAUGUAGCAAUGUUGGUAUUUCCAGGCUCCUGUGCUAGGUGGAUUUGUUCUGCUGCACACAACCAUUCUGUCAUACCCAGAAGAGUAGCACAGCCAGCACAGGCUGGCCCACUGAAAUGUGGGCCAAGCUCUUCUUGACCUUCUUUGGAUAAAGCAAUACAGAGGGACUCAAAAGUGACUCUCAUUCAUGCGUGCUGUGGUAGCAGGAAGAUGAGCAGCAAAACCAUUAAAACAGUCAAACCAAAUUGUCAUUUACUCUGUAAUGCUUCUUAAGCUUUGGCUGUCAUAUUCUAAAUGGAGCAAUGCUGAAUUUUUGUGGCUAAAACUUGCAUUUCCUGUGUGUAUAAAGAAGUCAGUAAAGCUU
This is a messenger RNA of Zonotrichia albicollis (white-throated sparrow), 2201 nucleotides long. The record is from RefSeq and is a predicted model, not a curated record. Lineage: Eukaryota; Metazoa; Chordata; Aves; Passeriformes; Passerellidae.